AUGUCUAUAGAGCUGGAGCAUGCGAUCGGCUGCAAUGUGGAAUUCAAGCGGAUCUGCCACAUCCAUCCAAAUGGGAAAGACUAUUUGAAGGCAGUGGGUGGAGUCGUGAUCAUCGGUGAUCUGAAGGAUCCACAUGCCCAGGUCUUCUGCCAAGGCCACGAUGACUUCGUGACCUGCUUGGCGGUCUCCCACAAUGGACAGAUGUUCGCCACGGGUCAACAGGGCGAUAACGCCGACGUCAUUUUGUGGAGUUUUGAAGGAAAGACGCAGCUGAGUUGUUUUCAGGAGCAGGAUCAUGGCAUCGACGCCUUAGCCUUCUCCCACGACGACCGAUUUCUCAUCUCCUGCGGUGACAUUGUGGACCAACGCGUCUUCGUGUAUGACACCAAUAGCUGCCUCAUCGUGGCAUGGGCGGCCCUGACGCCCAAGCCCACCCUUUGCGUCCUUGGUGGUGGCAUGGUGCGGGAUAUCAAGCGUCGAGAUACGCAUGAGUACCAGUAUGCUGCUUGCGGAGGAAAGAACAUCUGCAUGUGGCAUUUGGAUCCCGUGCGUGGGGAACUUCAACCUCAUCAGGUAGGGAAUGCCUUCAAACAGGUUCGAGAAUACAUUUGUCUCGCCUUCACACAGGACGCGGAGUACCUCCUGGCAGGCACGACGACUGGCGAUGUGGCCGUGGUUCUCAUGAAGAAUCGAGUGGUGCAAACCUUCAUCGCGGUCUGCGGCGGCGGCGUGGUCAACCUCGUCUGUACGCUGGUCGAGUCUGGGAGCCGUUUCGUGGCAGCUGGUGGCGAUGGAACUGUGACAGUCCUGGCGGGUCCCAAUGCCUUGGAGCUUCACGAGGUGGGCACCGCCCGGCUUUCCACCGUUCCGACCCGCGUGUACCGACGCGACAUCCAGCAGGAGAUCUUCCGCCUGACGGGCGCGCCCGCGUACCGGCAACGACUCUUAUUCGAGAGCGACGUCUUAGACCCCCGGCGGCGCUUGCAGGAUUUGGGCUUCACCAAGGAGAGAUUGCGGGAGCUUAGAUUGACGCUGAUUGUACAAGACAUUUUGUGGCUCGCCACCACUUCGGUGGAUGGCGGAGUGAAGAUUUGGGACGCCAAUACCGGUGAGCAGAUCCAGUCCCUUGGUGGGCACCAAAGUGGCGUCCGGCACGCCUGCUUCUCCUCGGAUGGCUGUACGCUCCUGACCGCGGCGCGUGAUUGCACGGCCAAGAUCUGGAACACCCUGACCGGAGAGCCGGUGGAAAUCUUCAAAGGACACACCAACGCCGUCUACACCGCCGUGUUUUCGGAGGAUGGCUAUCUGGUGCUCACGGCCUCGUAUGAUGGAACGGCCCGGCUUUGGUAUGUCCUCACGGGCGAGUGCAUCAAGACCUUCUCCGGUCACAACGACGGCGUGGUCUCCGCCAUCUUCGCGCACGACGGGCUCAGUAUUUUGACCGCCAGCGUGGAUCGCAGUGCCAAGAUCUGGGACCUGCAAACUGCGGAGUGCGUGCAGACCUUAACGCGGCCCCGGGGCGAGGUGAUCGUCUCUGUCUUCAGCACUCCCGUGCAGAAUUGGGCCCUGUCGACUUUGCAGGAAGGCACCGCGAAGCUGUGGAACAUUAAGACGCAGCAAUGCGUGCACACCCUCAAGGGUCACCACACCUACAUCACCUCAGCCACCUUGUCACCCGAUGCCAAUUGGCUCUUGACCGCGUCCUGGGACCGUUCGGUGAAACUCUGGUCGCUGACGCAGAAGAAAAACCGGAAGUGUGCCAAGACCUUUCAAGGGCAUGGCAAUGGCGUGGUCUCGGCCGAGUUCUCCUCGGACAUGUCGCACAUCGUCACCGCCGCGUCGGAUGGUGCCACGAAGAUCUGGAACGUGCAGAGCGGCGAGUGUGUACGCACACUGAAGGGCCAUGGAGCCGAGCGCCAGAUUCGCCUGGACGGCCCUUUGAGCUCCUUGUCCUUGGCGCCCGACCAGAGUGAGGUCUUAGCUGUCUCCACCUUGGGCUCGGCCUCGAUGAUCCGCUCCAAGGACCUUUCAGUGAAGCCACACAGCCAGGUCUCACCCGGUGCUUUGUAUGACGUUGCGCACCUGGCCAACAUCUCGGACCACUUCCUCACCUGCUCCGGGGAUAGUCUGGUGACCCUUUGGGACGCGAACGACUACACCGCCAAGCUCCGGUGCUCGGUGGGCACGCGAGCAUAUCCGUUGGCGGCGUGUGGCACCGAAGAUAUUUUUGUGGCGGGUGCCACAGAUGGGCGUCUCUUGUGUUGGGAUUGCUCCAUGGGCCAAAAGCUUUGGCACAUCGACAACGCUCAUAAAGGUGGUGCCACAUCUGUGAAAUUAGCCAGCAACGUGCGCUUUGUGGUUUCUGGCGGUGCAGAAGGGGAGAUCAGAGUCUGGGAGCUGAAAACGCGAGAAAUGGUCUCCACACUCAAGGAGCACAACGCGCGAGUGAACGACGUUAAGCUCUUCCCCAACGACCAGUACGCCAUCUCCGUGAGCCGGGAUCGGUGUCUCCUCACCUGGGAUCUUCGGGCGGAGAAGCGGCUCACCUCGCACCGGGAGAGGCACGGUGGCAUCAACUGCCUCACCGUGGCCUCCAACCAGACCACCGUGACCACAGCAGGGCAAGAAAAGACCUUGACCACCUGGGAUUUGCGCAUGGCCGACCCGGUGCGCAUCAUCGAUCUGGAUGAAGAGGUGCUGAGUGUGAGCUCCAGCCAUGACGAUGCCUUUUUGGCGACUGGCGGCACCGGACAGGUGGUGAAGGUUUGGGACAUCCGCAAUGAUCAGGUGGCCUUUUCUUCCCUGGGCGCUGGGCAUUCACGCAGCAUCCAGUGGGCACCUGAGACCGACCUUCGACUUGACAUCGACUCGACCAUUCUCAUUCUGAGACACCGAAAGAUGGGGACCACCUUGAGGGCACAGAGGACAUCGAAAUUGCUGGACUUGCUGGGGACUUGCUUGGGCCACAGCGAGCGAGAACUUCAGGAAGAUCAGCUUCAGCCCAGAUGCGAAGCAGAUCGUCUCUGUAGGCAGAUGUCGCUUCCUUUUUAG
Messenger RNA from Durusdinium trenchii, 3051 nucleotides. NCBI's taxonomy places the organism in Eukaryota, Dinophyceae, Suessiales, Symbiodiniaceae. The record is from the annotation of a GenBank genome assembly.